AACUGUUCAUUGGCUGUUGAAGUCAGGAAUUGCAAAAUAAUAUCAUGGUUCCUCUGUGAUAAUAAUGUUGAAAGAUUUAUUGAAGUUUGAAUGUGAUCAGCUGUGAAUGUGUACAAUUCUGUCAGGUUCUGUGCAUGCAGCUUCUUAGUUUGUUAUUGUAGCUAGCAAAUAUAUCGUUGAAGAAACAACUUUCUCGAGAAGGAUCACAAAUUAACCUAAAAUUUUUGGCAAAGUGUGCAAAAGAAAUUGUAAACCUACAGCACACCAGAUUUUUCAACUAAAGCAUAAAAAUUGCAGUACGAUGAAAUGUAUCCAUGUGAUUGUGAUGGUCCAAGACAUAGUUUGGGAUGAAUUUAUUUUUUCCCAAGAAGAUGUAUUGUUUCUAACAUUCAAUAACCAAUAUAGUAACAGUGAUGUUGCAUAUUUGAAAUUGAUUAAAGCUAAUAAAUUAAUAAUGUCACAGUAUGAAGUGUCUACACUAAUGAAUUCUAUUGUUAAUAAUAUGAAACACAUAAAUGGACAAAAUAUCCCCGAAAAGGUAAACAAACUUGACAUAACCUCACAUGAGAAGGGUAAUACUAAUACCUUAAAGGCACAGGAAUGCAGGACACCACAAUGUGUACAGAAGCUAUGCAUAAAUGGAUACCUUCUUUCCUUAUUUGUCAAAACGUUGCGUCUAUCAGCAGUGUACAGGAAAAGUGUUCUGACCAAUUUCAAGAAGUACAUCAAAAAGACAGGAAGAAUAUCACAACUAAGUGACAUAAUGAAAGUCAAUAUGAAAUUGGUGUGUCCUUAUAAGCACAUUAUUGACUUCACAUGGAACAACAGACUAGAGAGACUGGCUGUAGAGAGGAGAGAGUUGGAUAAUGUUAUGUCAUGGCUGUCAACCCUGGGCGGUGCUUUCUCUGCACUGGGAGAGGAAUUCAAACACUGUGCAGAGAUCGCUGCUCGUAUUUCUGCUCAGCAGUUCAGCAUUGCACUGCGUCUGGGAGACCCACUGACUGUGGCCCGAUGUAAACUGUAUCUUGCACUCAGUUUAGUACAGCGAGGACGUCUGGUGCCUGCCCGUCACAUCAUAGAGCAGCAGUAUCAUCUGGCACAGUCAGCUGUGGUUGUGGACGCACGGCUCAUCUCCAUGUGUCUCGGAAUAUGGGCAAAGCUAAAGUACGAGCAUCACAAGAGAAUAACACAACAAAGAGGAGGAAGGAAGUGUGCAUCAAGCUGUAUGAGUCAUUCCAGUACACUGCUAAUGAGAAAUAAAUCACCUAGCAACACUUUGCUUCAAAAGAUUAAUUUCUGAAAGCCCAAAGGUGUUUUUCAGCCACAGAUUAAGCUUCCUCCAAUACACAUUACAAAAUGAUAGAGCUUUUGAAGAGGGGGUUGGCAUCUAAUUCACACCUUUUUUCUAGUGUUAGUCAUAAGCUAAUGAACAUGAGAGGGACCUUCUGUAUGUUGCCCAGCACAACAAAUGUUACGACACCCUUGCUGCAGGACAGCAAAGUUGCAACAUUGUGACAAAUUCUGAAAAUGCCUGAUGUUAAACACAAGCCAUAAUAAACUGAGAUACAUGGAAAUGCUUGUUGUUUUAUGCAGCCUCAUAUUCAAAAGGUCCAUGCUUUUAAUCCUAACCACUGAUACUAACCUCUGAUCUUUACAAUGGUGCACAUGACAGAGUUGUCUGGGAAAUUUACAAUCUUCUAAUGUGUAAUGUAAGACAAUAGACAUUAAAAGAAUGGAAGACACUGUAGUGUAAUAUCUCUUCAUCUUGUACAAGAGCCAUGUUGUAUGGUCUUAUGAUGAAAAUUCAACAUAGAACUUCUUUAUAAACAUUUGUUUUGCCUGUGGUGUAUGUAAGCCUUUUGCAGAUCAAACUCUUCAGCAAACCAGACAUGUCAACAUCAUUCCUUUCUUAAAUCAAUGCCCACUUCUUUUCAAGACUAAUCAUCAGCCUUACUGACUCUGAGUGAAACAGUUUACUGGGAAAGUGUAAUCAUUCAAACCUGAGUAAGCAUUUAUAUGGUAUUAGUUGUAUUCUAGGAAUAAACAAACAUUCUCUUUUGCA
Molecule: messenger RNA, 2062 nt
Organism: Zootermopsis nevadensis
Lineage: Eukaryota; Metazoa; Arthropoda; Insecta; Blattodea; Termopsidae
Source: RefSeq, a predicted model, not a curated record